UCCUGUUUGGUGUUGAAGUCAGUAACGGAUGCACCCUUUGGCAAAAGUGGACUCCAGCCCACUGUCGAUUACUUUUUUUUUUUUCUCACACUGUUUUAUAGCUUAUUCAUUUAUUUAGCCCACCUAAUUCAUAUUGAGUAGUGACACAAUCACGGAGAGUUCUAAAAUAAUGAAAAUUCAAAAAGAUCAGUUGUAGUUUGUAUAGAGUUUACAUGAUCAUAUUCUGAGAUGUAAUUGAAAAUGGAGUUUAUGCUACUAUAGUUAAAAUUUAUUAAUACUUGCUCUGUGUUAUUUUUUACGAACAAUUCUAAAAGUAAAAACAAUAGGGGGCCACGAACCCCCCCUUUUUUUUAGCCCACCCUAUUACGAAAUCUUGGCUCCUCCAUGCAGUAUUUAUGAAUAAUGCCCAAUUUUGAAAAUGUUGAUUUGAUUCUCUUUAUAUUUAUGCAGGGAUAACCUAAAGUUAUUUCAUCUGGUGGGUUGAAGAAUGGGGAUAAUGAUUAAAUAAAUGAAGAACGGUACAAUUUCCUAUUGGAGGCUCACGUCACGAUGGCCCACGAGUGUUUUCAAAAAUUCUAUACGUGUGAAUGUGAUUUCGUAAUAUAUUAUGCGGUUAUGAGAAAUGAAGAAGCCAACCUACCAUACUUGCUUUUUUUCGAUAGGCACGUGUUUGUAUUGUGUCGUCUAUUACAUGCAUACAGAAUCAGAUUCUAUCUGUACAUUUAUAAAAGGGUUUGCCUCGGUUGCAUUCUGGACACAAACACACUUAGGGUUGCGGCAUAGAAGGCUGUGCUGCGGCGUAGAAAGAAGAGAUUUCUCGGCAGAUUGUGACAGUCAUUGAUAGAAAAAAAAGUUUCAGCGAAAAGGAUGCAUAUCGUCAAAAAACGCCGUAGAUCUCUUGAAAAAGCCCCAGAGAACAAGAAGAUGAAGGAAGAAAACGGGGCUGAUUCUGAUGGGAUAGAUAGAAUCAGCAAUUUACCGAACGAAAUCCUUUGUCACAUUCUAUCACUCAUGCCCGUAAAAUACGCAGUCGGCACCUCUAUUCUCUCCACCAAAUGGAAGAACCUCUUCCCUUUAAUCCCAAACCUGAGGCUCCGAUUGGACGAUUCUUUACUCUUACACCCAGAAACUCCCCCAAUCGUUUACCUAGUCAGCUUUAUCAAGUUCGUCGACAGGUUGCUCAACAUCACUCUACUCGACGCGCCUUCUCUACAGUUCCUAUGCCUGCUGUGCCAGAAAUUCAACGACGGGCGAGUAAUCGGCAGGUGGAUCAGUUCUGCACUGCGUCUCAAAAUCAGGAGGAUGGACAUUCGCAUCCGCCGACUCAGAUUCCCUAAGUUCAUAUUCGACAGUCUUUACGGGUGCAAUAUCACCUCGCUGAAUAUUUUGUUCGACUUUGCCGAUAACGCACUUGUGUGCAGAUUCAACCUGCCGAAUCUCCACAUGCUCUCGGUCCAGUGCAUGAAGUUCGUUCACCUGAAUAUUCUUGUGGCAUCUUGCCCAGUGUUGGAGUACUUAGUGCUGAACAGUUGUAUCUGCCAGCCUGGCAGGGUGCUCAGGAUCUCCGUUCCUUCUUUGAAGGCUUUGAAAGUGAUCAGUGCGGUCCACGCGUUCCAGAGUGAGUUUGAGAUCGAUGCCCCGAAUCUCGAAUAUAUAAACUACGAAGGAUUCUUGGUUAAGAGUUAUAAGGUAACGAGGAUGCGGUCUCUGAGGAUAGCUCGAUUUGAACUAGACGAAACUUUCGUUCAGUAUCCAUUUGAUGCUGGCGAGAAAGCGUUUGAGCUUGCUAGGUCUUUUGCUGGUGCUGAGAAGUAUUGGAUGUCGAAACAAUUUAUAACGCUACUGCAAAAUUGCCCCCAACCGCUGCCCAUAUUUACGAAAAUGAUUUAUGUGUCCAUAAAAUGCAUGGACUUUAACGGGUGGGGAUUGCUUGCUCGUCUCCUUGGCUGUGCGCCAUUGCUAGAGAAGCUGUUGUUCAGAUCGGGUUUUGAUCUCGAGAGCUACGAAAAUUUCAAGGCUUCUCUGCAGGAACCAGUGUCCUUUCAUAUGUCUAGGGAAGGUGUAUCGUUCGUUGUUUUGCAAAUCGAACGUAAUGUUGAAGGAAACUGAGUUCGUCUUUUUCGCCUGGUUGUAGUGGUGCAGUGCACAGCUGAAGUUAGAGGCUUUCUUUUUUUUUUUCUUUUUUUUUUUUGAACAAAAUGGUAAGGAUUUCUCAGGAAUUCUUCCUGUAAAAUGUGAACCUCUGUCAUAAUAAGUCAUUUAAUUGACAAAAUAUUCAAUAUUUUCUGGCAUUUUAUUUUGGAUUGUAUCGUUUAUUGAAUGCUUGGAUGAUGGACCAGGUGUCCUAUUUCUUUUUAAUUAUUAUCCGUAAUUUAUAAAUUCCGCUCGUUUGUCGGCGAGAUUAGCUAUGA
This is a messenger RNA of Erythranthe guttata (spotted monkey flower), 2411 nucleotides long. Its product is annotated as F-box/LRR-repeat protein At4g14103. The record is from RefSeq and is a predicted model, not a curated record. Gene Ontology annotation, molecular function: protein binding. NCBI's taxonomy places the organism in Eukaryota, Viridiplantae, Streptophyta, Magnoliopsida, Lamiales, Phrymaceae.